Molecule: messenger RNA, 876 nt
Organism: Pseudogymnoascus verrucosus
Lineage: Eukaryota; Fungi; Ascomycota; Leotiomycetes; Thelebolales; Thelebolaceae
Exons: 2
Coding region: 296-808 (170 amino acids)
Biological process (GO): protein lipoylation; glycine decarboxylation via glycine cleavage system
Cellular component (GO): mitochondrion; glycine cleavage complex; cytoplasm
Source: RefSeq, a predicted model, not a curated record
CCCCCUCGGUACUUUCGCGAUCAGCCAUCGGGUUCUUGUUUAGGGCCUACCCGCGUCAUACUUGGUCGGCAAAAGCCAAUUAGACGCGCCAAUCCGCCCCGUCGGGGAUGAACUCCGACAUUGGCGGAGAGAUAUUGAUAUAUUUCAUGGAAUAGUCGCCUUUUAUAUACACAAUCCCCGCAUACAAUAAAACAUCACUCUGAUCAAUUGAUCUUUACUUCUUGCUCGACGGUUCACUCAUUUUGCCGCCACAUCGUCGUCAUCGCAACGUUGUAGUUUUUCAUACGCAUCCAAAAUGGCUUCAAUCAUGAGAUCCCUCCGCCCAGUGGCCUCGAGGUUUGCUGCUCGCACCACCUCCGGUGUUCGCACCCAGAACUUUGCGGUCCGCUCAUUCUCUGCACGAAGCGCUGCACCUGCAAAGAAGUUCACUACCGAGCACGAAUGGGUUGAUGUGUCGGAGGAUGGAAAGACUGGAACCUUGGGAAUCUCCGACUACGCAGCGCACGCCCUUGGCGAUGUUGUCUACGUCGAGCUCCCAACUCUUCCAAUGGAGGUUGAGGCCGGCGAUACCAUCGGAGCCGUCGAGUCGGUCAAGUCUGCAUCGGACAUCAACUCCCCGAUCACCUGCACAAUCACAGAGGUCAACAACAUUCUGGAGGAGAAGCCAGGAACCAUCAACAACGCACCCGAGGAUACUGGCGCUGGCGGCGGAUGGAUUGCAAAGGUUGAGAUUGGAGAGCAGGGACUUAAGGAUUUGGAGGGGCUGAUGGAUGCGGCUGCAUACAAGGAGUUUUCGGCAUCGGAAUAAAUAGGGAGAUGGCUUGGGUAGAUUAGUGUAUAUCUGUUGGACAGUCGACAAUACAAAGAGUUUUCGGC